This is a messenger RNA of Jaculus jaculus (lesser Egyptian jerboa), 1644 nucleotides long. It is a transcript of the gene Sumo3, whose product is annotated as small ubiquitin like modifier 3. Gene Ontology annotation, molecular function: ubiquitin-like protein ligase binding; protein tag activity. Bases 128 to 460 code for a protein of 110 amino acids. Gene Ontology annotation, biological process: protein sumoylation. The record is from RefSeq and is a predicted model, not a curated record. The transcript has 4 exons. Gene Ontology annotation, cellular component: nucleus. Lineage: Eukaryota; Metazoa; Chordata; Mammalia; Rodentia; Dipodidae.
GGGGAAUAAAGCGCGACCCCGCGACAGUUGCGGCGGGAGAGCGGCGGGGCAGAGAGCGUGACUCGUCUGCUCCGGUGCCGCCCGUUCUCGCUGUCCUUCCCGCCGUCGCCGCCGCCGCCGCGCAAUCAUGUCGGAGGAGAAGCCCAAGGAGGGAGUGAAAACAGAGAACGACCACAUCAACCUGAAGGUGGCCGGGCAGGACGGCUCUGUGGUGCAGUUCAAGAUCAAGAGGCACACCCCACUGAGCAAGCUGAUGAAGGCCUACUGCGAGAGACAGGGCUUGUCAAUGAGGCAGAUUAGAUUCAGGUUUGAUGGGCAGCCAAUCAACGAGACAGACACUCCAGCACAGCUGGAGAUGGAGGAUGAGGACACCAUCGAUGUAUUCCAGCAGCAGACAGGGGGAGCAGUUCCCCGAGGGACUGGCCCCACGUCCUACCAUCAUCCAUGCAUCUGCUAUUGAAUGGCUUACGUGCAGUCACGCCAACCACUGAAGAGUCAGCAGACGCCGGACAGUCACUGAAGCAAUUCUCCUCUCAUGCACUUCCAGGGCAACUCCAAACUGUAUCUGCAGGGAUGAGGUCACCACUUGGUUAACCAGAGUGUUUGGUGUAGGUGAUAUGAAUCGUGAGAUUUUUUGGGGUUUGUUUUUUGUUUUCAUUUUUGUUCCCUCCCGCCCCUAAAAUGUUCUUUUCCUAAACUUGGGUUUGGAUGUGGGCUAUGUCUGCAGCCAGACCUAACCUCCAGAGCUGAGAUUGCUCCUGUUGCCUUUUGUCCUGACUACACAGAGAGCUCAGUCACCCAGUGGGUGUGCCUUUGGGACAAGCAUGUGGGAGUAGAAUUCCACUUACUGUUCGACAUAGAAUAUUAAAAUGUGAAGUAAUGCAAAUUUAAGCUUUGUUAAACAUAUGGCAAAGUUGAGGGGAAAUUCUAAGGUUCCGAAAAGGUUAAAAAUAAAAGUAACAAGUCCUCCAGUAAAAUGACCCAGGUGCUCCUGCUCCCAAGUGUGUCCCUCAGGGGCGAGGCCUAGGUGUCACCUUUACUCAGUACCUGGUCAUGGGCACAUGGGUAGAGGUCAGCACAACAAAACUCACUCUUUUCCCUUUCUCUAAUGAAGAAAGUAAUUACCAUAUUUCUGAUUUGGAAAUUGUGUUUUGGUCUCAGAUUUCUAGUAUUUGGUUCUGAUCAGUAAUUAUGGUUUAUUAUAUAAAAUCACAAGAUUAAGCAUCCAGUUAGUGACAUGUAAAAGAGCUGCUUCAAAAUGUGGUUGCAAAAGAAACCCAUGAAAAGGCGACUGCAUUCUCAUGGACUUGUGCUCUGCCGCUCUCCAGAUGUACCUGAAACUAUGCCCCAGUCGUGACUUCACUUCUGCAUUUGGGGUCUAUACCAGUUAAAAUGUUCAUAGUUCUGCCUAUUGUCCUUCUGUAAGGAUCCAUUGCUGCUUGAGGGCCAUUCUCUGCCUUUUAUAGUCACUUGACAAUGACCCAUCAUCUGCUUGCUCAAAAUCCUGCAGAAAAUGUUCUUGUUUGCUGUUUUGCUGUGUGGGCUCGGGUGGGACGUCUGCUGGCUUUGUUGUUUUAGUCACCAAUUUGUACAUUAUUUGUUGUCAUUUGCUACUGUAAACAGUAAAUAUAGUUUGGUAUUCUG